CCGCGGCUGUACGGCACAGCUGAUUGUGGCUUCAGCUGAUUGUGGCUCAAGAUGGUGGAGGUGCAGUAGUGGUGUUAGGCGCGCGGCGAUAUUUGUGGCGUUAACAGGUCUCUAUACCACGAUGUUAUGGAUGUAGUUGGUGUAGGAGGUAUAGAGGCGGCUGAUAUGGUCACUAUGAGGGGUGAGGGUGUGUCGGUGGGGUCCAGUGGUAGUGGAACCAUCUCGGAUUCUACGUCUGGACUACAGAAUUCUCAAGGUUUGGAGUGCCACACCAAUGGUACCGGCGCCAAUGGAGAUACCCAGUGGAAGAUUCUGUCUCAGGAUUCUUCCAAGAUGAGCAAGAUUCGGGAAAUAGUGGAGAACUCUGCCAGUGUGGGGAGUAAGUGCGUUGUGGAGAGUCUGGUACAGCAAGUGAGCCAACUUUCUGAUGUGGAGAAGUUCCUACUGUACCUCAAGCUGCCCGUUGGCCGACCCCCAGACACUGAUCCGCUCAAACACGUGUCUUCCAGCCCCUUGAAUCCUUUGGGUAGUCGGUGUGAAAUACAACUCACAAUAACAUGGAUACGCACCCACUUGGAGAUGAACAGCGAGGUGUCUCUGCCAAAACGUGAAGUUUACAACGAAUACAUGCACUACUGCAACCUCAACGACAUCAAGGCUUUGAGUACGGCAGACUUCGGUAAAGUGAUGAAGCAAGUCUUUCCAGGGGUGAGACCACGAAGGCUCGGCCAACGUGGUGCCUCCAAGUACUGCUACUCCGGCCUUCGUAAGAAAUGGGCUCUUGAUCCUCCUGACUUACCUGAUCUCAAUGACAACAUGACUAAAAAAAAUAUGUUGGGUGUGGACUGUGUGGUGGAUGAGAGUGAAGUAGAGCGAGCCGCUAGCUGCUUAGUUUUGGAAUGGGCCGAGAAGCUGUGUUCAUUCAAAUUUGAGUGUAUCCGAGACCUGGCCCUACACCUGGUCCACAAAAACUACGUUGAUAACCGAUCGGUGGCUGCCUUCACUCUACUCUCCGUUGCUGAUCAGAAGCAGGGGGUGCUCGUGGGGAGCGGAGCCACUGGUGGGAAGCACAGAGAAACGCAGCUUCAGCUCCAACGUAAGCUGCAGGAGCGGGAACACAUCAGAGAGCAGAAGAGAAAGCUUCAGGAACAGCAACCCCCUGUGAAUAAAUGCAAUAAUGAACGACCAAAGUCCAGAAGGCGUAGUGGAGCAUCAUCUCGCAACCCAUCAGGCGAGACUUUAGCAAAUGGGACCCCACCCACUGCUCCAAAUAACAAAACUGGUCCCAACUCAGGGGGUCACCUUCCUACUGCCACCUCCAUAAACGCCACCAUCACUACCACCACCACCACCACCACCACCAACGGCAACUGUGAUAGCUUGACCUCCGAGCUUCCCAAUGGUGCUACGAAUGACAUCUCCAGCAUCAACUCUAAUAAUGUACUAGGCAUAGCAACUAUCAAGCAGGAACAGACUCUAGAUUUUCUGGACUCUCUCACUGAUGAUAAGAUCUUGGAACCCAAAUGUAAUGUGGAUGGAAAGAAUGGGAAUUUUAAUAGUAAUAUAAUAACUAAUGUAGGACACACUCACCAGCCUGUCAGAAGAAACUGUAGUACUAGCAGUAUUAUUAAUAGUUUUGGGUCAGAAGUAAAGAAACCACUUGGUAACAAAGUACCAAUUUCUAAAAGUAAUCCCGCAAAGAAGACGUUCCUCCUCAUGCCUUCCACAGUUCCCAAAAGUACAUCUCCAAAAGCAAGGUUUAAAGCCAUCCAACCCAAAGUGACUGAGAAUAAUCAAGGUGCACUUACAGGAGGGUCACAGUGGACAGAUAUUCAUAGUGGAGGGACAGAAGAUCUUUCACAUCCUAGGGCAGAAACUUUGCUGAGUAACAAUAUGGGAGGCUCUACACUAACAGAGUCAAUGCCCCAACAGCAAGGACAGAGAGAGUUACAGCAGGUAAUAUCUAAUAAUAACUGUACAAAUAAUCAGGAGACAGAAGAUGAGUUCAUGCAAUAUUUCCACAAGACUACAGUAGAGUUAGAUGAUGCGCAAAAGUCCAAUCAAAUAUCUGAAUUGCGUAAAUUGUUACAGAGAAACCUGCCGGGGGGUCAGGCUCAGGGCGGAGUUGGGGGAGGUGUGAGGCCCCUGGUGAAUGAUGCAGAUAUGUUGGAUCAGGAUGCAUCUGUAGCUGGGGGAAUGAGGCGGAGAGUAAGCUUUCAACCUUCACUAGAUGGAGGAGAAGCAUUGAACUCCUUGAUGGGUGGACAGACCGUGGGAUCCGUCCCUCCCAGCCCCAACACUCGUAGGACACAGUUUAAUUUUACACCAAUAAGCAGUAACCUCGACCAAGCACAGGGUAUGUCACAGUGCUCUAGUGCCAAUGCCAGUCCUUUUAUGUCUCCUCGCAAUACCCCAUUGCCAAGGUCACGACACAACUCUGGCCAGACCAGCUCAACCUAUGUGACGCCCCGCAGUACACCAUUUACCCCAGAUCAGCCUAACUACCCAGUUACUUCAGAGUGCAGUACUCCCUUUAUGUCUCCAAUACCCACACCACUGUUUCCAAGGUCACGCCAUAACUCGAGCCAGAACCUUCGUACCCCCUACACCCCUACUUGUCGCUCACGACACUCCUCAGGUGCUCCAACCUUUAGACACGCUCCUUAUACCUCUGAUGAUAUGUCUAGCCGUCGUGGAGGAAAAUAUCGCUCUAGGCACUCCUCAGGAAGUGUUCCACCAUCUCCCUCCUCUGCUCCACUGUCUCCGCUGGUGCAGGAUGGAUCAUUACUUCCACAACAUGAAAAUAUGAGCUUACAACUUCCAUCAGCCUCCAUGCUGCACCAUAUGCUCAAAAAUAAGCAGCCUGUAGGGAGUGGCAUUAAUGACUUGCGUCGCCGUCACAUGUCUGCCGGGCCCACCAUCCAUUAUCAACCUCAGCCUCCAGCGUUCCCAACUGAUCCAUUAGCCCAAGAAAUAUCAAGUGUAAUGACCAACUCUCAACCAGGACCCAGCAAUGCUCCUUCAGGAAAUUCAAAUCGACCUCAGUCAGUUCCACUGUUGCAGAUGAUCACUGCACCCCCUUGUAAUCCAGAAACUUUCCCCAAAUCCCAGCCAAACACUCCUCUAGUUAACCAACAGUUCACUUUUGCCGACUGCUGUGUGUCACAGCCUUCAUCUUAUGCCCCAACACCAGUGCCCAGUGAAUAUAAUGACUUCACAGACAGUUAUAACCUGGAUAUUGAUCCAAUGCUAGAUGUAAAUUUGCAGAGUGAUGCCGGUGCUUCAGUUGGACUCGAUAGUAUGGAAUCUUUAAAUAUGCCAGAAAGUCAGUCUGCCGAUCUGUCCACUCUAUCUGACCCAUUGCAAGUCCCUCCAAACAUUAAUCCAUUUUCUAUGAAUUACCAGAAUAAUGGAAGCAUGAGGACUAUGGAUGAUCAGAUAUCAAGGAAUGAGCCCAUUCUUGGUGGUGGUAGUUGUUGUAUGGACAACCUUAGAAUCCAACAGGGAGAUAUUGGCAGUGGUGCUCAGGGACCACUUAUGAGCUCAGCCUCAAUGCUAACUUUGAAUGCCCUCAAUCGUUCAGGGCUGUCCCUGGAGACUGGGGGUAGUGUUGGGCUUGAGGAGGACUUCCAGCCCACUCUUGGUGACCUGGGUGACCAGGAAGUGUUCAACUCACUGGUGCUGGAUGUGAACAAAGACUGACAUCAGCCUGCCACUUGGGCAAAGUAUCUGACAUAAUUGUUAAACUCAUCCGGUCAAUUAUUACCCAAUGUGGCUUCUUAUGUAACGGUACAUAUUUUGUACUUUUGUUUAGUCUACUCGGCACAUUGGGUACUAUACUCAACCCCGACACACCUGGAGUGCAGCCUCACAUGAUUGUACCUGUAGCAGGAAUAGCUACUAUCAGGGUUCUUGAUACAUAAGCCUAAUUUAGUUAAGUUUGUUCCAUCACCAUGGACUUCUGGCUUUAGUUUACAUCAGUAUCUAAAGAAUCCAAGUACUAGUGAGGCCUUGGUAUCAUUUUGUUCAAACAUCCAGGUAGAUGGUACAGAAACAUUAGUGCUGACUUGUGUAUCUUUUUUUAUGAGCUACUGGGGAACCUAGUAGAGUGUCAGAGCGAGUCAUCUCUCAGACAAAAGUGAUCUCAAAAAGUGGAAUUUGUCCUACAUGUAUUUAAACUCUCCACAAGUAGAAUAACAGAACCUUUUAUUUUGAUCUUGGUCAUAUAGAUUUUAAUGAGUAGUUGGGCAAAAGUAAGAUUUGAAGAAAAGGCUCUUGGCAGAACACCCUUUGAAGGUUAUCAGGACAACUGGUCAGUCAACACACCCAGCUGAUAAUGUGGAGAAGACAGUGGAGGUGGAAGGUUUAGUAGCUAUAAUGAAGACCGUCAUGGCAUGUGCCAAUUGAGUAGUGUUUUAGUUUUGUUACAAUUUUAUUAAACAAAAAAUAAUGAGUGAUUUUUUGUUGAGGCUUCAUGGCAGUGGCUUAUGUGAAAUUUAGCUGCAUAAGUUAAAACAGAUCUACCCAUGAUAUAGAUUAAGGAUUCUGGAGAAAAGAGAAGUUGCCUUAACAGUGUUGUAAUUUAAGGUAAUUCCAAUUUUUUUUGUUUUUGUUUUACAUAUUUACCAGUAAAUUAUUUAAUAACUGAAAAGGAAGAGUUAUCAGUCAAACAGGUCUGGGCAUAUUGGAAAGUAAGAAGUGCUAACUAAACAUUGUAGUUCACUCAGUUACUUUCUCCAGUGAUGUAAAAAAAAUAUUAAUAGUUUAUUUCUUGUUUGUUUUAGAGUAGUUGUAUGUAACAUAUGACAAUUUAUAAUUAAUUUAUUUUGUUAAAAAAUAUAUGUUAUAUGUCUGGAGGUAACUGGUGGAAUGUCUGUCUUAAAUUUGUGUACAGUAAUUUAUAACUCCAAGAACAUGAGAUUGUAUUCUGUUUUUAGUUGGCUAUCUUCUGAUUGAUCAAGUCAGCUGGCUUAAAGUGUGGGGUUCAGAUCGAAUCAGACAUUUAAUGUGAAAUGGUAAGAACAGCAGAAUGUUGAUAAGGAAUAGAACAUUAUUAGUGCAAAAAUUAUGGGUGUGAAAAGAUGACUUGGGAAAACAAGAGCAUUAAAAUUGGUUGAUAUGAUCAAGUCGUGAAGUGUAGAAUAGUGGCAACGACUAACAGUGCGUGGGAAACUGUACACUGUCAUUGUAAUAAGUGUUCCAAAGACAAGGGAUUAGAACAUGGUAUUAGAUGGGUUGGCAUUGUUAUCCUUGAAGGCAGUACUGUAAGGUUGUUCCACAUGCUGAUGGCCACUUUCUUUGGAGACAUUCAUGUGUAGCAUCCCUUAAUGUUGCUCUAGUCUAGACUCUGCUGUUCUACAAAAAUUUUCACCGUCAUGUUUUCCCUUCUACUGCUUGUGUCUCAUAAUGUGCACUUUCUCCUUUUAAUCCUGUGAAUAUCUGCUGAAGCAACCCAUAGUUUUUAUACAUUGUUUAUCUUAGUGUACUAUAUGGCAGAUGUUUCACUUUAUGAUAGCCAAACCAACCUGCAGAAUGCCUCAGCAAAAACUUCAAGCACUGCUUUUAGGUUUUCAACCGAAAGCUUUGUAAAUGAUGAGCAUCCAUAAUGUAUAGGAAAGGUCCUACUUUUGCAAGUUGCUGUGUGAAGUUAAAAAGGGAGUCGGUGAUGACCUACAGAAAAUCUCUCCACUGAACUCUUUCCAGAGUCCUCAAAUAAAUAUUGUAUUGUGCCCAGCUACUAUUUUAAUAUUUCAAACUAUUGUUUUCUCUAUACUGUCACUUUCUCAUAUUUAGCAGCUACACAGAAGCAGUUAUAAGUUGUAUUUUGAGACAUGGAAUAUGUUUUCUACUACUUCACAGCUUUGCCUCCUUAGGCAACAGAGAUGUGGACACACUUAUGUCCUUGUAUAUAUGUAUUAUGAUAUGUAAUAUAAGUAGUUUUCACUUGUGGAUGUUUGCAGAUUUUAGCAGGUAGAUUUAAGGCAUUGAGUGUUUAGUUUUUCACUGUCAUGACAAAGCAUUGACAUUAGUUAUUACGUACACAACAUUGGAUGUGAAGCACCUCCUGUCACCUGAGGUGGGUGCAAGUCAUCAACACAUAGGUUUAAGAAAGCCUGCAGGAAUGAUGGUGUGCUAGAAAUGACUAUGCUCAACAAUAUCAUUAUAUUUACUAGAUUUAUUGUAAAUUAUAAGGGGUUCUUAACACUCCAUUUUGUAUCUGUGAUAAUGAAAAAUCAUACAAAAAGUUUAAUAUUGUAAAAGUCUACAACAAAAACACUAAUUUGUAGUUUUAACUUCUGAGUUUCUGCAAAGGUUAUUUUAGUAGGUAGACAUAUCUAUAUAUUUUUACCCCACCAACUUACUUCAACCAUAUGUAAUUCUUUUGUGAUCUCGACCAUUUAUGUCAGGGUGUAAUUACUUGGGUGUCAGCUCAGAUAUGCAACACUGCAAACAGUGCAUGAGUGUUUAAGCCAGGGUGUGCAGUAUUGGUCACCACUUUGAGUACAAGAACAGGAGUGGGUGUCAGCUCUUGAUAUACAACUACAACUAUAAGUAAGAGCCUGCUCCAUGUACAACCUCUAGAAUUAUAAAAAUGUGUUAGCUAAUGGGCAUUAGUGUUCCAAGAGAAGAAUUAGCAUUUGCCAGAGUUUGCUUAAUGUUGUUAAGGAGUUGUACAGAGAGGAGAGAUGCAUCUUCAGUUUGCUGAGUGACGUUAUCUCGGACAUGAAACACAAUAACUCGCCUGUAUGGCAUAGUUCAUGUCCCAGUUCUGUUAUAUGGGUGAUAUGGAUUCUGUUCAUUAAUAUGUGCAUUCAGUUUUUUGGGGGAAAUAGUAUUAAAGCUAUUUGUAAAAACAAUUCCAAAUUUACCUGAGGCUUUGCUGUCCAAUGACGAAUGGUAAUACAACCCUGGGGAUGCGUGAGCCUUUUGGUAAAGAUGUACCAAAGAUGUAGUAAAUAUAUAGAUGGUCACCUGUUCUCAGGCUUGCCCUUUUUCAUCCAAAAGUUCAUUACUUUGGUUGUCAAUUUGCUCAUCUUAGAUAUUAGUUUUGAACAGUUUAUGGAAAAUCAUUUAGAAUUUUUCAUUUGGCUUAGUUCUUCACUGUGGGAGUACUUAAAAGGAUUUAUCACUCUUAUACAAAAAUAUUUGGUUGGUUAUAUUUGCAGUAACAGUGUUUGGUUGUGUUGUUUUUUUAUGCUACUGGAUGUGUUACAUGUUAAUACACAAAGGCAAUGAUAAAGGUUUGAUUGUUGGAAAAAAUGGUUAUGGAUGUUUCAUCAAAGAAUGCCAGAUUUUUCUUGUAGCCUUUUCUGUCCAUAAGGCUUAGGACCCUUCCUCAAUGCCAAGUAUUUAACAACGGUUGUGCAGCAUUUGUUUGCAAUUGAGAUUAUUUAUAACCAUAAAAGAGCAUAAUUCUGUGUUUAAUGGUAUAAGACAUUACGAGUUGCCACCCCUCUCGGCAUGCUGUUCUUGUUCCCUGGCCCGACAUUAUGGUUACAUCAGGAAGACAUUGAUUCAUCUCGUGAAUGAUCCUGAAUUACAUUAAAUUUAUUGAGCACAGUGAAGUCUUAGCAUCUUGUAAUUGUGAAUUAUUAAUAAAUUAGAUUCAAAGUCAGAUAAACUUCAAAUCAACACUUGAUUUGUCAUGAAACCAAACACAUUGACUUUUGAGGAAGGAUGAUAUACUUUUAACUGUAAAGGAACUAUAGAUUAACAAAUACACUUUUUGAAGAAUAUCACUCAUUUUAUUACCUUAAACUGGUUUCUGUUAUUUGCUAUGAUGUACAAAGUAAAGCACUGAACGAGAGGUUUAGUAGAGGCCAAACUCAAUCAUUAAUCAUCCUAUUUUCUCAUUUACAAAAUAUUUGUAGAUCAGGUACAGUAGUUACCUAGCAAGAAGUGUGCAGUUAUUAUAUGCAUUUGUAUUAAAAUGGUUUUGUGUGAGCUCUGAGAAUGUUAAGUCUUCUUUCUUGUAAUAAGUAACCGUGAUUACAGGUGUUGCUUUUGAGUUCUUGUGAAUAAGGAAAUGGCUUGAUUUUGACAAAUAAGUUUGGUUUCCAUUAAUCUAUUCACUUCCACCCUUGGGUGGAACAGGUGCAGUAUGCACCCUCUUGAUCUUAAAAGACAAUGGGAAUGUGGAGGAUUUAUUUCAAUGGCCCAACUCCCAAACCCAAAGGUAAGAUGCAGCAAAGAAAAAAAAAGUGACGUGAAGUUGAUCUCAGAAGUUGAGAUUUGAUUGUUUUUAUUACCGAAUUCUUAUAUGUAAUUUUUUCAUUAUUAACUGUAGAUUAUAUCUUUGAAAUUUAUAUGCCAAGCCAGUUCUCAAAACAACUGAACAAAAUUGUGACAAAAGAUGACUGCAUGAUGGUAAACUUAGCAUGAUAAGUAUUCUCUUCUCUUGUAUCACCUUCAUAACCACAUUCAUGUACUCAAUCAUUAGUGGCUUGGAAACUCCUAAGAACUCUGGUAUUAGGUUGGUAUUUGUUUAGUUUAUUUCAUAUUUUAGUUAAUUAUAAUGUUCUUAUUUUAUCCUUAAUUAAACUGUGUACUUGUGAAUUUUAUUAACUCAAAGACAAAACUGAGAUAUUUAAUUUUAGAACUCAGAAGGUUGAGCUUUUCCUUGUUGACUUUCAGCAGUAAAUAAUCACAAACUACUUUUAUCAUAGACACCAUUUUCAAGUCACGGUCCCCUACUUUUUACAAUAGUAUGCAAGAUGAUGUACGUAUAUUGUAACUCAGUCAUUUAGGUUUCAGUCCUUGCCAUGUCAUAUACACAUUUGAAUAAGCAUACAGUAUAUCUUUCAUUUUAUCUGGAAAACUUCUCAAAUGUUAAUAUUGUACAGUAUACAACCGAGCUUUAUGGAGCACUCACUGUGAGCAGUGUUCAGCACAUGAGAUGACACCUGGUCAAAAAUAUCCCUGCUUCUGUUAUACUGUAUUUGGUUCUUGUUAUCAGAAAAGCACAUUAUUUUAGCGGCUUUGAUAUUCUUAUUGGUGAUUUAAAGCUGUGAAACUGGUUUGGAGAAGUUUGUCAAGGCUAAAUACUGUAUUAUUGUAAAUAUGACCCUCAUCUAAUCUGUUACCUGCUGCCAUAGCCGAGAUUGUUGGUAGUACAUAUUUGUCAUUGCCUCGUGGGUGAAGAUGGUUCAUGUCAACUUGAGCCAAGACUUUUUGGACUUGUUCAAUCUUGUGUGUUCAAAUAAGCUGUAGUGUUUUAGAUACAUGCAUUUGAUUAAGAUUUCACAAGGAUUUUAUAUUGUUGUAGUAUAAUAAUUGUAUGUGUACUGAGGUCUUUACACAUUACCUUUCAGUGACUGGAGUUGGAUUUAAUUUCUUCAUUUCCUUAGGCCUAUACAGUUGAGUGACAGUGGAACAUGGUUUUAUAUUCUCUUGAUUUCCUAUUGCCAGUAUGGUUCAAAACAUCAUAAUGUUUUUGACAAAUCCAUCAGCUUUCUUGUUAAAGCUGUUCCAGUUCUGUUGUAAGAGUGAAUCACUUUUUACAGUUUCCUGGCUAGAAGGAGAGGCACCUGUUAAAGUCUCUCUGCUUAGAGGGAGGCAAAUGUUGUUGUCUCUUAGCUUGGGGAGAAAGGCAGCCAUUUUGUCUCUAGGCUAGAGAAAGAGGCAACAGUUAUUCUCUCUAUCAGUGAGAGAGCCAACUGCCAGUCUCUUGGCAUCAGUCAGGAGGCAGCCAACCUCUGAAUUUAGUCAAAUCCAAUGUUAACAUCCACUACGUGAUUUCUUUGCCAUUUCUAUAACCCUGAGACCUAUUGAAGAUGGAUAUGGAUGAUGGCACCCUUAAGGAAUGUGAAAUAUUUAAGAUGAACUGCCAUCAGUUUAGCCAAACUUAUGCAUCUAUAUUAGCUACAACAUUAUUUGUGUCCACGAUUAAGUUUCUUGGAUUAGAGAAAAUCUUUUAUGCAAGUUGAGAACUACCAGCAGUGAUACCUUUUAGGGGUCCAUGUAAGAUAUAAGUUAUAAUACUUGUUCUUAUGGACUUGUGCUUUGAGACCACAACUAGGUUUUAGGCCUGAAAUUUGUUUAAUUUUUGAAGCUGAUAUUGCUGUCCUGAUAUAGAAAAAAACAAUUAUAUCAGAUUUUAUGACAAGUGAUUUCUAUGGCCAUAAGGUUUUGGGUCAAAACCCCUUUUAAAAAUUAAUUUAAAGUUUUAAAGGUUGUUUAACUUGCUGGAAAGUUAGUUUGAAAUACCAGCUGCCACAUCAUUGCUUCUCCUGCAGCUCACAGAAUUGUGUGUUGAAAAGGUUUCCAAGAUAAUCUACUGCAGUUUUACAGAAAAUUACACAACUACCUCAGUACACAAAACUCUUUUGAAAUGUUAUGCAGUUUCUUUCUGUUUAUUCCCAAUAUCUCUGACCACUUGUACUCACCUUGGAAUGUGUUGAUAUAAAUCUCCAAACAUAAUUACAUAAACUGGGCCUGUAGGUUUACUGCACACUAUACAUUCAAUAUCUACAUACAGGAGUAAAAAUUCAUGUUAAAUGAACUGUAUACAGUAUACCCUAGAAUAUAAAGAUCCCCUUGAAAUAUAUGUUUAUUCAAGACCAUUGAAAACAACCGGAUCCAAAAAUAAAAUAGGCAGAACCUACAGUAGUUAUAGACACAAGAUCCCUUAAGGGUGCCAGAGUGACAUAACCGUAUCAUUAAUUGGUGUGUCAGAGUUACAGAAACAGCAAAACACAUAGAUGAUAAUUUUGGGUUAUUGUCUCUGCUUACCAACUAGAUGGAGGAAGAGUCUGUUGUUACUGUAUGCUGUCUAGAAAGAGAAACUGCUCUUAUUUGAUUAAAAAGAAGAGACACAACUGUUGCUGACUCUUAGUUAGAGAGAACUAACUCUUAUGUUCGAUAAAAGAAUAACCAGCUGUUUUCUCUUGGCUAGUGAGAGAACCAGCUUCUAUUUUCUCUUGGGUAGAGAGAACCAACUCUUAUUGUUUUUGGUAAAGGGAGAACCAGCUGUUAUCUCUUGGAUUAGAGAACCAGCUGUUAAUAGCUCUUGGCUAGAGGAAGAACUAACUGUUAUUGUUGCUUGGUUAGAGGGAGUGGCAGCUGGUCCUGUUUCUUACAGGAAGACUAACAGCUGUUUCCUUGAUUGAGGAAGAGGCAGGUAUUGCUAUUCCCCCAAAUCAUUUUGUUUAAUUGAAAAGUAUAUUAAUGCUGAAAGCAAAGAGCUUUUUAUGACUAAGAAGAUGAGUAUAUCUUUCUUUUGGCUUUCUACAUUCUUAAGGAUUUUUAUUUCAAUUUCUCCUCUUAGCACAAAACUGACGACUGUGGCUUGUUAACUGAGCUACUAUGAUGAUGUGUAUGAAAAAGGGAUGUAAAUAUCACACAAUCUUAGUUGUUGUAUCCUUAACAAUACAGUAACCUUUUUUGUUAUUUUUGAUAUUGCAAAAUAUUUUAUCCUUUUAGUGAUUUUUACAAAACUAGUUACAUAUGGAGAGUGGUGGUAUUCUGUAUGGACUAUCUCUAGAACAUUACUAAUGUUCUCAGAAAUGUAUUUGUCGCCAAGGAUGAGGGCUUAACCCCAAUGUUUGUUUGACACUAUAAAAUAUAUAUAUAUAUAUAUAUAUAUAUAUAUAUAUAUAUAUAUAUAUAUAUAUAUAUAUAUAUAUAUAUAUAUAUAUAUAUAUAUAUAUAUAUAUAUAUAUAUAUAUAUAUAUAUAUAAAUAAACAGCAACAAGGGGCAAAGCCACCUUUAAUUAGUACAAAAUAAUUUCAUUAAUUUUUAUUUUUAUUUUCAUUUCUAAAAUACAAGCUGCUAGUGAGAAUUUAUUAUUUUUUAUCUCAUGUGCAGUGCAGCCAAGUACGACCCCUUAAUAUAUUUAGGGACCAAAUGCUAAAUAAUUAAGCUUGCAUUAUUUGUUGAAGUCACUGGCAUCUUCAUGUUUUGGCAAAAUACCCGAAUCACAUUACAGCUACAAUUCUAUCUAAGACCUACAAACCAAGAUUAUUGAUUAUCAAUUAAGCAAUUCUCCAUCAAGACAUAAGAACUUAAAAACAGUUUCAUAUGAGAAAUAAUAGCUAAUGGAAAUAGACCACCAUGACUCCAGUCACCUCAAUAAUGAAAAUUAACUGUUACAGUGCUUGCAUGUGUAUCUGUUAUAGAGAAAAAUUACUCUACCUUGCAUGCCAGUUACCCAUCCAUGAAUUACAUUCAUUAAACUAUUACUGCCUGAGAUCACUGCCUGUUAAUUAUGAUAUUUCCACCUCUCGAAUGAGAAAUUAGCUAGUGUGGUCGUGAUGGGGGUAAGUGACCAGCCUGGCACUCAUUACAAAUGGGUCCUCUCCACAACAGCACAGUAAAAUAUCACACAUCCUGACAUAUUUGGUGCAGCAGACUUGUAGCUUGAUAAUUUAGUCUAUCGGCAAUUAAUUUUACUAAAUGGGGCACACGAGAAAUCUUAAAGAUUUAACAAUAAACACAUUUAUCCUUUACGUGAAGCGCGGUGAAUCAAGACUUCCACGUAGCUUUAAUGCAUCAUUAUGAUUCACUUUGCUCACUUAAGUCAAUGAGCCCAUAAUUCUACAUCAAAUGCACAUUAAAAGAUUAUGGUUUUCUCUGUGUUUUUAUUAAUUUUUUAAGCAAGAUUGUAUCUUCAGUAAAAGUAAAGACAAAUUACAAUCAGACACCUCCCAUACCAUUUGGUUUGUUUAUAAAUAUCCUCCCAUUAUUGAUAUACCUACAAGAAAAAAAAAAUAUCGACUAUAUAUAAUCAAUAAAAAUUUUAAAAUGUAUCAGACUUACAGUUAUUACAACUGUGAAUUAUUAUCUAUGAUAGUAGUGUAUGAGUCAGAGGUAAAUGUUUACAGACAAUAUGUUUCUGCUUCAGAAAAAUAAGAAGAAAGUUUAGGGAAAAAGAUUGAUUGCAGGAAGUGAUAUAAUUACCUAUGUACACAACUGCUCAAUGACUACCUUUCAAAAGUCGUGGAUAUUGAUGCCACUGUUUCCAAUAACUAAUGUACUGCCAGAAGUGGGUAUUAUUGCAUUCUUUUUAUGUAUAAUGAUUUAUGUCAAGUGACAGGUUAAUCCUGCGAAUCGCUGAAACAGAUACUGUGUCACCUGUGGCAUGGUGCUGGUUACUUAGCAUCUGAUGUACUUGGCUGCAGCAAACUCACCUACAAACUAUUGCUAAGCAAACAUUAUCUGUAUAUCUUAAUUCUUUAAAUACAACAAAUAAUUUGCCACAAGAA
Molecule: messenger RNA, 13203 nt
Organism: Homarus americanus (American lobster)
Lineage: Eukaryota; Metazoa; Arthropoda; Malacostraca; Decapoda; Nephropidae
Product: flocculation protein FLO11-like
Exons: 7
Coding region: 127-3702 (1191 amino acids)
Biological process (GO): regulation of transcription by RNA polymerase II
Molecular function (GO): DNA-binding transcription factor activity, RNA polymerase II-specific; RNA polymerase II cis-regulatory region sequence-specific DNA binding
Source: RefSeq, a predicted model, not a curated record